Thalassophryne amazonica is the source of this 2828-nucleotide messenger RNA. RefSeq names its product phosphodiesterase 6A, cGMP-specific, rod, alpha (gene pde6a). Lineage: Eukaryota; Metazoa; Chordata; Actinopteri; Batrachoidiformes; Batrachoididae. The record is from RefSeq and is a predicted model, not a curated record. The coding region runs from base 7 to 2574 and encodes 855 amino acids. The transcript is spliced from 23 exons. Gene Ontology annotation, molecular function: 3',5'-cyclic-nucleotide phosphodiesterase activity; protein binding. Gene Ontology annotation, biological process: signal transduction.
GCAGUUAUGGUGGACGCAGCAACAGCAGAACAGUUUCUGGAGGCCCAUCCAGAGUUCGCCAAGCAGUAUUACGACAUCAACUUCCGACCAAAGGUCAUCUCAGACAUGCUGGACAGCAACCGGAACACUGCAGUGGACAUCAGCAAGUUUCACGACCUGACGGCGGUCGAGGAGAGCGAGAUCAUGUUUGACCUGGUUCGGGACAUCCAGGACAACCUGCAGAUGGAGAGGUCCAUCUUCAAACUGAUGAAACAUCUGAGCUUCAUGAUGAGGGCUGACCGCAUGAGUCUGUUCAUGUACCGGCAGAGAAACGGUGUAGCCGAGCUCGCCUCCAGGUUAUUUAAUAUCCACAAAGAUGCUGUGUUUGAUGAGUGCCUGGUGCAGCCCGACAGUGAGAUUGUAUACCCACUGGAUAUGGGCAUCGUGGGUCACGUGGCCACCAGCAAGAAGAUGGUCAACAUUCCUAAUGUCAAUGAGAGCCCUUAUUUCAGCAACUUUGUGGACGAGCUGACAGAGUACCAGACCAAGAAUUUGCUCGCUGUCCCCAUCAUGAACGGUAAAGACAUGGUGGCCGUCAUGAUGGCCGUCAACAAGGUGGAUGGUCCGAGCUUCACUGGUAAAGACGAGGAGACUCUGAACAAGUACUUGAACUUUGCCAACUUAAUCCUGAGGGUUUUCCACCUGAGCUACCUGCACAAUUGUGAGACCAGGCGAGGACAGGUCUUACUGUGGUCAGCCAGCAAGGUGUUUGAAGAGCUGACGGACAUCGAGCGACAGUUCCACAAGGCUUUGUAUACGGUCAGAGCGUUCCUGAACUGUGACCGUUACUCCGUGGGUCUGCUGGACAUGACAAAGACCAAAGAGUUCUUUGACAUGUGGCCAGUUCUGAUGGGAGAAGUUCCACCGUAUGAUGGCCCAAAAACACCUGAUGGCAGGGAAAUUAACUUCUACAAGGAGAUUGAUUACAUCCUGCAUGGAAAAGAGGACAUCAAAGUCAUACCGAAUCCUCCAGCAGAUCACUGGGCUCUGAUUAGUGGCCUGCCAACCUACGUUGCAGAGACCGGACUGAUUUGUAACAUCAUGAAUGCAGCUGAGGAUGAAUUUUUCAACUUCCAGAAAGAGCCUCUGGAUGAGUCGGGCUGGACCAUUAAGAAUGUCCUGUCAAUGCCAAUCGUCAACAAGAAAGAAGAGAUUGUGGGCGUGGCCACAUUCUAUAACAGGAAGGAUGGGAAACCCUUUGAUGAAAUGGAUGAAACACUGAUGGAGUCUCUGACCCAGUUCUUAGGGUGGUCGGUUUUGAACACCGACACCUACGACAAGAUGAACAAGUUGGAGAACAGGAAAGACAUCUUCCAGGACAUGGUGCUCUAUCAUGUCAAAUGCCGCAAGGAUGAAAUCCAGAACAUUCUGGACACCAGGGAGAGAUGGGGGAAGGAACCAGAUGAGUGUGAGGAGGAGGAGCUGGAAGAGAUUCUGUCGGAGGUUUUGCCAAGUUCUAAGAAAACUGAGAUCCUUGAGUUUCACUUCUGCGACUUUGAACACAGUGAACUCGACUUGGUGAAGUGUGGCAUCAAAAUGUACUACGAACUCAAAGUGGUGGACAAGUUCCACAUUCCUAGAGAGGUUUUGGUGAGGUUCAUAUAUUCUCUGAGUAAAGGCUACAGGAGGAUCACCUACCACAACUGGAGACAUGGAUUUAACGUGGGACAGACCAUGUUCACCCUGCUGAUGACAGGCGAUCUGAAGCGAUACUACACUGAUCUGGAGUGUAUGGCGAUGGUUACCGCCGGCCUCUGCCACGAUAUCGAUCAUCGUGGAACCAACAACCUCUACCAGAUGAAGUCUGGAAACCCUCUAGCGAAGCUUCAUGGCUCCUCCAUCUUGGAAAGACACCAUCUGGAGUUUGGAAAGACUCUGCUGAGAGAUGAAGCUUUGAACAUUUAUCAGAAUCUAAACCGUCGUCAACACGACAUUGUGAUUCACCUAAUGGACGUCGCCAUUAUUGCCACUGACCUGGCUCUUUAUUUCAAGAAGAGAACAAUGUUCCAGAAGAUUGUGGACCAGUCCAAGACCUAUGAGAACUGGAAUGACUGGACCAAGUACAUGAUGCUGGAAACUACACGCAAAGAGAUUGUCAUGGCCAUGAUGAUGACCGCCUGUGACCUGUCAGCCAUCGCCAAACCAUGGGAGAUCCAGAGCAAGGUGGCGCUGUCUGUUGCUGCUGAGUUUUGGGAGCAGGGAGACCUGGAGAGGACAGUCCUGCAGCAACAACCAAUUCCGAUGAUGGACAGAAACAAGGCGGAUGAGCUGCCAAAGCUGCAGUGUGGUUUCAUCGACUUCGUCUGCUCCUUCGUGUAUAAGGAAUUCAGUCGUUUCCAUAGUGAAAUCCAGCCCAUGCUGGACCGCUUAUUGAACAACAGGAAGGAGUGGAACGCCCUGAAGGAGCAGCAUGAUGCCAAAGUGGCAGCAAUCGAGGAGGCCAGGAAAGCCAAAGAGGAAGCAGCUCAGAAGGCAGCAGCGGAAAGACAAGCAAAUGCAGCCCAGUCACAAUCAAAGACUUGUAUCAUCAGCUAGAGAUGGAACUGCUCCACCAACAGCUCACUGUGUGUCAUUUGUGGUUCAGUGCUGGUCCUUGAAAACACGUUUUCUCUCAGACGCUUUUUAGUUUUUAUUAUUUAAUUUUUAAAAGUAUAUCUGAAAUUACAGCACUUUCUGAAACCUUUUUUUUUCUUUUUCCUGCUCUGCUUUGCUUUUGCUUUCUGUCAGCUCGUGGUCCCCAAACUAGCUCCUGCACAAAUUAAAAGCCAAAGUUUGUCGCUGACUUUUCA